UCAUUUAUCCAAACUUCCUCGUGGCCACAGUCCACUCUGAAACCAGAGAGUGAACAUGGUUAAGUGGACGCUCCACAGCUUUUUAUUUCUUUGUCUUUUGUGGAUCUCUAAUGGAUCUCAGCAGGACCGCAGAAGCAACCGGAGGCAAUCCUGGCGUGACAGAUUUUCAUCAGCUCAGACAUACUGGGACCGGCAUGAGCCAGCAUCCGGAAAACAAAAUCUUCAAACUCAACCAAGAUUCACCGUCGUAGCUCCAGACCUGCUGAGGACUGACAGCCAGGAGAACAUCUACCUCGAAGCUGAAGGUCUGAGCAACCCCAUCACAGUCUCCAUUGAAAUCAAAGACUUCAACAAGGUCACCAUGCUCCUCAUUGACAAUGCAAUCCUCAAUCAAGAGAAUGGCUUCCACACCCUCAAGUCUAUACAGCUUUCCUCAAGUCUCUUGAAUCGUGAAGAGAAGAAGAACAAAUUUGUGUAUCUGACAGUGAGAUUUCAGGAUCAUCACACAGAGGAGCGAGUUCUGAUGGUGUCCUUUCACUCUGGUUACAUCUUCAUCCAGACUGACAAGCCCAUCUACAACCCCGGAGAUAUCGUUCGAUUCCGAACCUUUGUGUCCUCCCCAUUCUUCAAGGCCUUUGACAAUUCCAUCACCAUAGACAUCGUGAAUUCAGACGGAGUGGUGGUCAAACAGAUCACUAGGACCAGAGCCAUGAACGGGGUCAUUGCAGACACCUUCGCACUGUCCGAAUUCGCCAAUGAAGGAACGUGGCAGGUAACGGCAAAGUUCGACCACUGGCAGCAGAACACUUUCACCUCCCCGUUUCAGGUGAAGAAAUACGUUCUUCCUGCUUUCAACGUGACUGUGACACCCGCCAAGUCUUUCAUCAGCUUGGAUGACAGUGAGCUUGUGGUAGAAAUCACAGCAAGGUAUCUGUUUGGGGAGUCUGUGGAGGGGACGGCCUACGUAGUGUUCGGAGUAAAGGUGAAUCAGGAGAUGAAAAGGUUGCCGUCAGUGAAGCAGCUGUCAGAUCUGGAUGGUGGAAGAGUCAGCCUCAGUAUGGAGGAGCUCAAGGCAGCAUACCCCGACCCUCAAACGUUGGUGGGACACUCUGUGUAUGUCAAAGCCUCAGUGCUCACUAAAACUGGAAGUGAUCUGGUUGAGGCGGAAAAGACGGGAAUUAAAAUCGUCAAGUCCCCUUAUGUCAUAUCUGUCACUGAUUCUCCAAAGUACUUUAAACCCGGCCUGCCGUUAGACCUCACAAUUCAGGUGAGCAACCAUGAUGGCUCCCCAGCCCGCAACGUCCAGAUGAAAGUGAAUCUGUUGGAUGUUCCUCUGAUAGCCUCUGAUGGAACAACUACUGCCCCAAUCAACAUGCCCAAUGUUCAGGAGCCGCAAACCAUCACUGUUGAGACCACCCAGGCAGACCUGAGACCAGACCAGCAGGCUAGAAACCAGGUCACCCUUCAGCCCUACGUCCCCUUCAACCAGCACCAGCAGAACUACCUGUACAUCUCCACCAGGUCCAAAGCCGUGUCUGUAGGAGCCCGGGUGUCCCUCGAUAUCUCUUUCACCAUGUCAGUAGUGGAGAACAGAAAAUUGGUCAAACACAUCACUUACCUGGUGCUCAGUAAAGGUAAAAUCAUAAUAGCCAAACGUCUAGAAGUGACUGACCAAUCUUUCACCAAUGUUGGGUUGGUGGUAACACCGGACAUGAUGCCCUCGUUUCGCGUGGUGGCGUUCUUCAGCCUCCCCUGGGUGGGGAGGGAGGAGGUGGUGUCAGACUCUGUGUGGAUAGACGUGGUGGAUUCCUGUGUUGGGGGGCUCACAGUGGGCUCAGGAGACAGCACACCCAGAACUUUAGCCCCAGGAGACAGUGUGCGUUUUCGGAUCAGAGGUGACCCGGGGUCAAAGGUCAACCUGGUGGCUGUGGAUAACUCCGUGUAUCUCCUCAACAAGGACAGACUCACUCAGAAGAAGAUUUGGGACGUGGUGGAGCAUGGAGACAUAGGCUGCACAAGAGGAGGAGGACGAGACGCCUCUGGAGUGUUUGUUGAUGCUGGCCUUCUCUACUCCUCCAGUGCAGGGUUCAAAACACAAACCAGACAAGUAAUCCACUGUCCAGGCGGGGCUCGAAGGAGGCGCUCCGCUGAGAAGUUAAAACGGAAACAACAGCUGGAGAGUCACUACAAAGAGAAGCUUGAGCGUCGCUGCUGCAAAGACGGCCUGCGGGAGAUCCCCAUGCCGUAUUCCUGCACCCGCCGUUCCCUCUACAUCACCGAAGGCUGGGAGUGCAUGCGAGCGUUCCGCUACUGCUGCUCCACCUACAGGGGCCAGGAGUUCAACACAGAAAUUCCCACCACCCCUCCACCUAUGACCACUGCCCCGCCCACCACCGCGCACCCACCAACGACCAGCCGUUUACUUUUAGUCGCAAAAGAUUUUAUUCCACAAAAAAUCCCUCUGAGACGGGAAAUGUUUGAUUGGUCAGGUGGAAAAACUUCAGGACGUGUCAGUGUUUCACAAAGAACGAUUCCAAAAGUGCACAUGAGCUAUUCAAACAUGGACAGGAGGUUAGAAGAAGCGCCAGCAAUGCCAAUGUUGAUAGGAGAAGAAGAGGAGGAGGAUGAUGAAGAGUGGGAAGAAGUGGACGAGAGACAAAUCUAUCUGCGUCACAAGUUCUUUGAGUCAUGGCUUUGGAUGGACGUUGACCUGCCCAGCAAGGCAGAGAGAGAUGGAUUGGCGUCCUUUAACCUGGACCGUGCGUUGCCUGACAGCAUCACAGAGUGGGGCGUUCUCGCUAUCAGUGCUUCUCCUGAUACAGGUUUCUGCGUGGCUCAGCCGUACAACAUCAAAUCCCGGAAAGACUUCUUUGUCGACUUGAGGUUACCGCACUCCGUGGCGAGGAACGAACAGCUUGAGAUCAAAGCUGUGGUGCAUAACUACGCCAACCGUCCACUUCAGGCCAGGGUGGUGCUGAUGAAGACAGAGAAGAUGUGCAGCGUUGCUUUCAAGGACAAGCACACUCAGGAGGUGACGGUCCCUGCCAUUUCCUCUGUGGCGGUGCAUUACACCAUCGUGCCUCUGGAGGUGGGGAAUCUUCCUCUGGAGGUCGCCACUUUCGCCAAAGGCUCGAUGGGGAGUGAUCGCACCCAGAAGUCUCUGCGUGUGGUGCUGGAAGGAGUGGAGAAGACAAAGGUUCAGACUGUGGUGUUAAAUCCGUCAGCUCAUGGAGGAAGCCAGACUGUUCACGUUGGCAAAAUAGAAAUGGAUGAAGUCGUGCCAAACUCUGUGCCAGAGACUUUCAUCAAUGUGAGAGGGAACGUGCUGGCAGACAGCAUCGAUAACUCCAUCAGCAAGGACUCUCUGGCUGCUUUAAUCCAGAUGCCUGGCGGCUGCGUGGAGCAGAACCUGGCUUCCAUCACAUUGCCAGUCAUCGCAACACUGUACUUGGACCGGACUGGCAGCUGGGAGAGCGUGGGGGUGCAACGCAAAGCCGAGGCCCUGGGUUACAUCAAGAGAGGUUAUGAGAACCAGCUGGCAUUCAGAAGGACUGACGGUUCUUAUCCACCCUACAGCCGCCAAGGACCCAGCACAUGGAUCACUGCAUACGUGGUGAAAGUGUUCUCCAUGGCUUACUCCGUCGUCAGCAUCAGUGAGAAACAGAUCUGCGAACCGCUCAUCUACCUGGUGAACAACAAACUCCGAAAACGAGUUGGAGUUUAUGAAGAGGAGAACCCAGUUUACUCUACCACCAUGACUGGCGGUCUGCGUGGCGGUGACCCAGAAAUAACGCUCACCGCCUUUGUGCACAUCGCUCUUUCUGAGGCCAAGCGGGCAGGGAUCGCAUGCACCAGUUCAGGCGUGACUCUGGAGAAUGCAAACGAAUGGACGACACGGUACCUGAAAAAAGCUCUGCUGACCAAAGGGAGAAGGCCUUACACAGUGGCUAUUGCAUCGUAUGCGCUGGCUCUGCAGAAGGAACAGGCCCCCCCCAACCUCCAUGAGGUUUUACUUCAAGCUGCUUCACCAGAUUCCAGCCACUGGCCCGACACAGAAAACUUCCUGUUCCAGCUGGAAGCGACUGGCUAUGCUCUUCUCGCUCUAGUCAAGUUGGGGCGCAUGGAUGAAGCAGCAGCUCCCUUCAAUUGGCUGAACAACCAAAGAAGGAGAGGCGGCGGCUUUGGCUCUACACAGUCCACCAUGGUGGUACUUCAGGCGCUGUCAGAGUACAUGAUCAACAAACCACGUGAGGACACCAAUCUGGACGUAGACAUCAAGAUACCGGGACGCAAAGACGUGCGCUACCGCUUCAAUCCUGACACCGCCUACGCUGCUCGCUCUUCCAAGCUGCCUACAGGUCAUGAGUUUGACGUGGUGGUUAAAGGAAGUGGAGAGGGAAUACUGGAGGUUGUGACAUAUUACAAUCAGCUUCUGGAGGUGGAUGAGAAAACCCCCUGCAAUGACUUUGAGCUCAGUGUGAACAUAGAAGAUUCUGCAGAAAAACGUCCUGCAGAUGUAGUAAAAACAUACCAGAUCACCAUCAAAGUCAGAGCGUUAGGACCCAGAGAUGUAAGGAUGGUGGUUCUUGAUAUCAGUCUGCCCACUGGAUUCACCCCAGAAAACUCCGAUCUGGAGAUGUUGUCCAACUCAGUGGAUCGUUACAUCAGCAACUUCCAGGUUGUAGAUAAUUUGAGUGAAAGAGGCUCCCUGAUCGUCCACCUGUUCAAGGUUUCACACAAAGAGCCAGAGAUUCUGAUCUUCCGCCUUCAGCAGAACUUUAAAGUGGGUCUCCUCCAACCAUCAUCGGUGACGGUCUAUGAGUAUUAUAACCCAGAUCACCGCUGCAGCCGGACUUACACCCCCAAAGAGGACAAGGAGGAGCUCUCUCAGAUCUGCAAGGACAACGUCUGCCGCUGUGCACAGGGUGACUGCUGUGUGUCAAAAGCUGACAACAACACUUUCCUUAACAAGGAGAGAGAGAUAUUUGCCUGCAACGGCUUACACCACGUUUUCCAGGUGAAGGUGCUGAGCGUCAGUCAAGGUUACUAUGACAAAUAUGAGAUGCAGAUAACUCGGGUCGUUAAACUGGGUGUGGAAGAUGGAGUCGAGGUUGGGGAAAAGAGGCUUUUCGUGUCCCAUGGAGGCUGCAGAGAAGACCUCCAGCUGAAGGAGGGCUCCCAAUACCUCCUCAUGGGUCCCAAAGAAGACCAGUGGAAGGCUGAUCCAGACACCAACAGAUUCAUCUACACAUUGGGGAAGGACACUUGGGUGGAGCGCUGGCCUUCACCUGAGGAAUGUUCCAGCAUGGAGGACAAAUGCACAAGUCUCAGUGCUGCUAUGACCGAGCUCUCGGAGUCCGGCUGUAGCUUGUAACUGCAUCCGCAUCUGCAGAUGUUUUUCUGCACCAGCCAACAUGAUGGUCAACUAUGUGGUUUGCAUUGAAAAGCAACAAUUGUGUGUUUUUUUGUUUUCUUUUUGAUAAUCCAGCUUCUAUACGAUAUUGAGACCAGUUUGUGUGCAGGAAAAUAGGCUCCUAUGUGUAUGAGCACUUAUAUGACUUUAUUUUUCAAACCAUGUUAAUCUUCUCUCUUCUAUUUGCCUUUCAAAGUUCAAUUUCAUUUAUUUUUUAGAAGAAAUCUUGACAGUUAGAAAUAACUUGAUAAACGUUAAACAGUUUUUAAAUCCAAAUGUCAGUUCUUGUGUUUUGUUAAUUAUGUGGUAAUUUUCCUAUUCUACAUCUUGUAAUCUAAAAACUACUUAGUUGUUCGUUAUAUUAAAGCGAUUGGUUUUAUUUUACAGAUCUAAUUUAAAGACCCACUCCAAUUAUCUUGUAAUCUAACGUGCCCAUUUUGACCCAAAUCAGACAAGCCUGUGUUGGACCCUGUUCCAGGAUCAAGAAUCUCUUGAAAACACAAACAAAUUAAACUAAAUGUAUUUCUUUAUGCUAAAUAAAACAAACAUUUAGCUGGUAAAUAAAUGCCUUCCUCCGUCAUGGUGAAUUAUAAAAGCUAUUAGAGACCACAGAUGUCUGGUGAAUGGUUCUUAAAUGUAUUCUUGUCAAUGCAAUAUGACUGCUUGUCACUAAAAAUAAAUAUUUCCAGGAUGGGCUGUGCCAAAA
Messenger RNA from Oryzias melastigma (Indian medaka), 6119 nucleotides. RefSeq names its product complement C3. Gene Ontology annotation, cellular component: extracellular region. The transcript has 44 exons. NCBI's taxonomy places the organism in Eukaryota, Metazoa, Chordata, Actinopteri, Beloniformes, Adrianichthyidae. Bases 56 to 5374 code for a protein of 1772 amino acids. The record is from RefSeq and is a predicted model, not a curated record. Gene Ontology annotation, molecular function: protein binding; endopeptidase inhibitor activity.